This is a messenger RNA of Vespa crabro (European hornet), 470 nucleotides long. RefSeq names its product heat shock factor-binding protein 1. The transcript is spliced from 3 exons. Gene Ontology annotation, biological process: cellular heat acclimation. Bases 41 to 298 code for a protein of 85 amino acids. Gene Ontology annotation, molecular function: transcription corepressor activity. The record is from RefSeq and is a predicted model, not a curated record. NCBI's taxonomy places the organism in Eukaryota, Metazoa, Arthropoda, Insecta, Hymenoptera, Vespidae. Gene Ontology annotation, cellular component: nucleus; cytosol.
ACGUUGUUAACUAUCUCAAUUAACCAAGAAUUAAUCAAGAAUGGCAGACGUUAAGCAAGAACAUAAUAAAACUGACGAUGUGGAUGCUUAUGGAAUGGGUAAUAGUGCCGAUCCAAAAAAUAUGCAAGAAUUGACGCAAUAUGUGCAGACCUUGCUACAAAAUAUGCAGGACAAAUUUCAAGCGAUAUCCGAUCAAAUUACCGGAAGAAUAGAUGAAAUGGGAAAUAGAAUAGACGAUUUGGAGAAGAAUAUAGCUGAUCUCAUGACGCAAGCUGGAGUUGAAGGAGGUGAAAAAUAAUAUGCUAAUACAUUUUUAAAAAAAAGUGGAGCGACAUUUUUCGUCGAGUGAUAAUCAUUAAUAAAGGCGUCGUACCUCGUCACAAAGAGAUAACAUUUGUGUAAUUAUCAAAAUUUAUAUAUUUAUUUAUAUUCAUUUAUUCGCAAUACGAAUAAACUUGCACUUUUUUGUA